AUGAACAAACUCGGCGUGAGCAUUCGUUUGAAUAAGCUACUCGCGCACCAGGGUUGGUGCAGUCGUCGGGAGGCCAACCGUUUCAUCGAACAGGGACUCGUCAAGGUCAACGGUGUAGUAUCCAGGGACGCCCGAGUAGCUCCUACGGACACGGUAGAACUCUUACCACAAGCCGUCACCGUGCAGGCCCAACAAAAGACGAUCCUCGUACACAAGCCUGUCGGUUACGUCUCGUCCCAACCCGAAACCGACUCCAUCCCCCAGGAACAAGCAUCCUCCCGCCGACUCUUUCAUCCGCGAACGCAAUUGGGUUGGGCCACGGCGGGACGUCUCGACAUUAACAGCACCGGACUCCUCGUAUUGACGCAAUCCGGACGCGUCGCCAAGACACUCAUUGGACCAGACGUGCGCGUCGACAAGGAAUACCUGGUCCGUGUCCGACCCUCGCCUUUCUUUGAUCGGAACCAAUCCACCGCGGCCGUCCUGGAGCGACUGCGCGACGGCAUCCGCGACGCGGGCGAACUAUUGCACGCCGUGUCGGUGGAACGAGUCAACACCGAUCAACUCCGCUUUGUCCUACACGAAGGGAAACAUCGACACAUUCGACGCAUGUGUCGGGCGGUGGGUUUGGAAGUGGAUGGCUUGAAACGGGUACGCAUUGGAGAGAUUGUACUGGGAAACUUGCCGGUUGGGCAGUGGCGCUAUCUCGCACCGCACGAAUCCUUCGUGCCGACUGUGGAAUCGAUCGGGCCACAGUGA
Messenger RNA from Phaeodactylum tricornutum CCAP 1055/1, 759 nucleotides. RefSeq lists its product with no specific name. Gene Ontology annotation, biological process: pseudouridine synthesis. The transcript has 2 exons. The record is from RefSeq and is a predicted model, not a curated record. The coding region runs from base 1 to 759 and encodes 252 amino acids. Gene Ontology annotation, molecular function: pseudouridine synthase activity; RNA binding. Lineage: Eukaryota; Bacillariophyta; Bacillariophyceae; Surirellales; Neidiaceae.